This is a messenger RNA of Mollisia scopiformis, 198 nucleotides long. RefSeq lists its product as uncharacterized. The transcript has a single exon. The annotation marks the transcript as partial. NCBI's taxonomy places the organism in Eukaryota, Fungi, Ascomycota, Leotiomycetes, Helotiales, Mollisiaceae. The record is from RefSeq and is a predicted model, not a curated record.
UUAAACUCUCUGCCAUCCUGUGGCCAAACCUGCUUCAACAACAUGCUGGGUCAAUACUCAGCACUAGGAUGCGCAAAGCCUGUGGCAACAUGUCUUUGUGCCAAUGUCAACUUCGAAUAUGGCAUUCGAGACUGCUCAAAUAGUGCCUGUGGAACGGCAGUUGCAAGUGCUUGGAUUGCUUAUGGGAGUGCGUAUUGU